ACGCGCGCCGCCGCUUCCGCCCCCCCACAGGGAAGCCGGAGAGUAGUCAUGGCGAGUUCGGCUGCCUCCUCGGUGCGACCGCCCAGGCCCAAGAAAGAGCCGCAGACGCUCGUCAUCCCCAAGAAUGCGGCUGAGGAGCAGAAGCUCAAGCUGGAACGGCUCAUGAAGAACCCGGACAAAGCAGUUCCAAUUCCAGAAAAAAUGAGUGAAUGGGCACCUCGACCUCCCCCGGAAUUUGUCCGAGAUGUGAUGGGUUCAAGUGCUGGGGCCGGCAGCGGAGAGUUCCAUGUGUACAGGCAUCUGCGCCGGAGAGAGUACCAGCGGCAGGACUACAUGGAUGCCAUGGCUGAGAAGCAAAAACUGGAUGCAGAGUUUCAGAAAAGACUGGAAAGGAAUAAGAUUGCUGCAGAGGAGCAGACUGCAAAGCGCCGGAAAAAGCGCCAGAAGUUAAAAGAGAAGAAAUUAUUGGCAAAGAAGAUGAAACUUGAACAGAAGAAACAAAAAGAAGGAUCCAGUCAGUCCCAGGAGCAGCUGUCCAGUAGCUCGGAGGAGGCAUCUGGAACGGAGGAGGAGGAGGAGGAGGAGGCGGCGGCUGAGCCCAGCUUCAUCAUGGGGCGAUGAGGAUGUUGUCUGCAGCAGCUGUUGAGGCCUGUGACCAGGACCUCAGAAAAUCAUCCUCCACGGGCCGCAAGGGGAAGGGAGCCUCUGUUUUCAGCUCACUUUCCUUCCCAAAGCUGUGCUUGCAGAAGCAAGUAGGCCCCCACCCCCAGGGCUCAUCGUUUCCUGUCGGCAGGACUCGGCCCGGCCCGUGGGAGAGAGGACUGUCUCCUGACACUGCCAAGGGCCUGGCCAGGGUCACGGACGUUUCCACUAAAGGGGAAGCUGUCUUGCCUGUUCCUCCAGUGCCUGUUCUCAUGUAACUGAACAGUGAUGAGUUUGGGGCUGGUUUCUGUGAAAGGAAUGCUUUAGUAAAAAACAGAAAAACUUCA
Molecule: messenger RNA, 989 nt
Organism: Phacochoerus africanus (Common warthog)
Lineage: Eukaryota; Metazoa; Chordata; Mammalia; Artiodactyla; Suidae
Gene: PRKRIP1
Product: PRKR interacting protein 1
Exons: 6
Coding region: 49-621 (190 amino acids)
Biological process (GO): negative regulation of protein kinase activity
Cellular component (GO): nucleolus
Molecular function (GO): protein kinase binding; protein kinase inhibitor activity; double-stranded RNA binding
Source: RefSeq, a predicted model, not a curated record